Gastrolobium bilobum is the source of this 2935-nucleotide messenger RNA. Its product is annotated as oxysterol-binding protein-related protein 2A-like. Bases 1 to 2322 code for a protein of 773 amino acids. NCBI's taxonomy places the organism in Eukaryota, Viridiplantae, Streptophyta, Magnoliopsida, Fabales, Fabaceae. Gene Ontology annotation, molecular function: sterol binding. Gene Ontology annotation, cellular component: membrane; cytosol; intracellular membrane-bounded organelle. The record is from RefSeq and is a predicted model, not a curated record. The transcript has 11 exons.
AUGCGAGUGAAGGAAAUGCACCCCUUGUGCUGCAUCUCCCUGGAGAGUCCCGGGAUCGGGAGCCACUCGCCGGAGCCAGACGCGGCGGCGCUGUCCAGAACCAGGAGCCUUCCGGCGAGUUUUGCGGCGGGUGGAUCUGACGGAAGUUUGCAUCGGGGAUCGGAGACCACGGUGGCCGGCGUGCUCUACAAGUGGACCAAUUUCGGCAAGGGCUGGAGAUCCCGGUGGUUCCUUCUGCGCAAUGGCGUCCUUUCUUACUCCAAGAUCCGGUGGCCGGAGAAUCUCAAUCUGCUGACCCCCGUCGACGACGUUCGCCUGAUCGGAGAAGUAUCCGCCAACCGCCUCGCCAGGAUGGACAGAGACGGCGGCGGCAAUAAUCGCCGGAAGAACCACAAACCUCCUCUUUCUUCUUCUUCUUCUUCUUCUUCCGGCGUGGUCCAUCUCAAGAUCUCGUCAUUUAGAGAGAGCAAGUCAGACGAUAAACGGUUCUAUAUAUUUACAGCAACAAAGACUCUCCAUUUGAGAACUGAUUCAAGGAAAGACCGUGUGGCUUGGAUACAAGCUUUGGUGUCAACCCGUGGCUUGUAUCUACUUCCACCACUCAGUGAUCAUCUUCCACUUGCACCGAAUCAUAUAUCUCUAUCAACUGAGAGGCUUAAGAAACGCUUGCUUGAAGAGGGUAGCAGUGAGAGCUUUGUAAAGGAGUGCGAGCAAAUCGUGCUCGCUGAGUUCUCCGAAUUACAAGGGCAACUUAAAAUCCUGUGUCAAGAACGAUCAACUUUACUUGAUACAAUUAGGCAGUUGGAGGCAGCUAAUAUCGAACCUGAGGCCUCUGCCUUGCAUGAUGGUGAAUACCAAUUAACAAAGAAUGAAUUUUCAAAUCUAGGACGUGGAAAAUAUAGUGAGUGCAGCACAACAGAAUCAUCAGAUGAUGUUGAGAAACAGGAAAUGGAGGAAGUGUCAGAAGAAGAUGAAAUCUCAUAUUAUGAUACUAGAGAGGAUUUUACAGAACCUGGUUUUAGGUGUGGGUCAACAGGAGCUCUAGUUCAAGUGAACAUGUCUGGGGAAGCUACCACACAGUGCAAUGAUAUGGAGAACACUCAUGUUGAGAAGACGAUUCAUGAUUAUGGGUACCCUCAGAUAGCAAGGCGAAGAAAGCUUCCAGAUCCUGUUGAGAAAGAGAAGGGUGUUAGUCUUUGGUCAAUGAUCAAAGACAAUGUGGGCAAAGACCUCACACGAGUUUGUCUACCGGUAUACUUUAAUGAACCUAUAUCAUCCCUUCAGAAAUGUUUUGAGGACUUGGAGUACUCUUAUCUUCUUGAUCGAGCUUAUGAGUAUGGAAAAUCAGGAAACAGUCUCCUUCGGGCACUGAAUGUUGCUGCCUUUGCAGUUUCUGGAUAUGCAUCAUCUGAAGGUCGUCAUUGUAAACCCUUUAAUCCUUUGUUAGGGGAAACUUACGAAGCUGAUUAUCCUGACAAAGGAAUUCGCUUCUUUUCUGAGAAGGUAAGUCACCAUCCCACUGUCGUUGCCUGCCACUGUCAAGGUAGAGGAUGGAAGUUUUGGGCUGACAGUAACAUUCGUUCAAAGUUUUGGGGAAGGUCAAUUCAGCUUGAUCCAGUGGGAGUUCUUACCCUAGAGUUUGAUGAUGGUGAAAUAUUUCAGUGGAACAAGGUCACGACUACAAUUUAUAAUCUUAUCCUCGGCAAAAUAUAUUGUGAUCAUCAUGGGAACAUGGACAUCCGUGGUAAUCGUCAAUAUUCAUGCAGACUCAAGUUCAAAGAGCAGACGAUUCUUGACCGAAAUCCUCACCAGGUGCAUGGAUUUGUUGAAGAUGUAAGGGGGAGAAAAGUUGCCACAUUAUUUGGCAAGUGGGAUGACAGCAUGUAUUAUGUUAAUGGUGAUGUGAAUGUCAGGCCAAAAGAUUUCACUUCGUCAGAUGCAACCUUAUUGUGGAAAAGGACUAAGCCACCUUCAAAUCUCACUCGGUACAAUUUGACAUCAUUUGCCAUCACACUGAAUGAGCUUACUCCAGGACUAAAGGAGAAGCUUCCGCCCACGGAUUCCAGGCUGAGACCAGAUCAGCGGCACCUAGAGAAUGGGGAAUACGAGAAGGCUAAUAUGGAGAAACAAAGGUUGGAAAAGAGGCAAAGGAUGUCAAGGAAACUACAAGAAAAUGGUUGGGAGCCUAGGUGGUUCCACAAAGAAGGUGAAAAUGGAACAUUUCGAUAUAUUGGUGGGUAUUGGGAAGCGAGAGGUCUAGGAAGAUGGGAUGGAUGCCCAAAUAUAUUUGGUGAAUUUCAUGAAAGCUUGGUUGAUUCUUGAGGUGCAUCUUGAUUUUAAGUUCAGAUGAUGACAAUGAAUAGAAAUUAGUUUGUGGCGGGUUUAUCUCUUGCAUGGCGGCAACUUGUUUUACUUAAUGGACGGGAGAAGAGUAGCCUUUUGGAACCUUUGAAAAUGAGACCCUUUGCUGUUCUUAUUGGACAGGUUUGUGUAUUGCCCAUGUGUUUGCAUCAUAGCAAAAACAAUGGGAAGGAGUAGCAAAAAUAACUUCAAUCGGUUCUAUCUGAAAGUUGCUUUGUGAUUUAAAUGACUUCAAUCGCCUAUGGCUGGUAAAGUUGUAAUUCUAUUGACCUAAUGGAACAUCAUUGCACGUACACGGCACUGUAGAGAGCUGUGGUCCACUGAGAAUCUCAAACUGAGGCUGUCACUUCAUCUAGAUGAGCAAAGAAUUCAGCCUAACAACAGAGAUUAGGGUGUCCUGUUAGAUUGCCAUAAUCUUUCUUAUUUUUUAUUUUUUAUUUUGUUAGUAUGUAAUUAUUUGGAUUUUGGGGUAUUAGCUUAUGUAAGAUUCUCUCCCUUUAUCCCGAGAUAACUAGUGAUUUGGCCGAAAGGCUAUCGAUUGAUUACAUUUGUUUGCAUUUCCUAAUAAAAUAAA